CCCCGCUGCCACCGAGUUGCCCUCUAGCGCGGCUGGUGAAAACCUAGCCAGGGUGGGAGGCGGCGUGGCUGCAGCGCGGCGGGGAGGGCCGCGCCGGUCGCCUUCUGCAGCCGCGUCUCCGUCAGUUCCCGUCGCCGUCACUGGAGUGCCGUGCGGCUCCAGUCCGGGGCGGAAGCUGCGGCCGUCGCGGCGGCCGGAUCCGCGUCCCGCCUCAGCGCCCGGAGGACAUGCGGGAGAGAGAAUGAGCCAGAGGGACACGCUGGUGCAUCUGUUUGCCGGAGGAUGUGGUGGUACGGUGGGAGCUAUUCUGACAUGUCCACUGGAAGUUGUAAAAACACGGCUGCAGUCAUCUUCUGUGACACUUUAUAUCUCUGAAGUUCAGCUGAACACCAUGGCUGGAGCCAGUGUCAAUCGAGUGGUGUCUCCUGGACCUCUCCAUUGUCUAAAGGUGAUCUUGGAAAAAGAAGGGCCUCGUUCCCUGUUUAGAGGAUUAGGCCCCAAUUUAGUGGGGGUGGCCCCUUCCAGAGCAAUAUAUUUUGCUGCUUAUUCAAACUGCAAGGAAAAGUUGAAUGGUUUAUUUGAUCCUGAUUCUACCCAGGUACACAUGAUUUCAGCUGCAGUGGCAGGUUUUACUGCCAUCACAGCGACCAACCCCAUUUGGCUUAUAAAGACUCGGUUACAGCUUGAUGCAAGGAACCGUGGGGAAAAGCGAAUGGGCGCUUUUGAGUGUGUCCGUAAAGUGUAUCAGACAGAUGGACUUAGAGGAUUUUAUAGGGGCAUGUCUGCUUCAUAUGCUGGCAUAUCAGAGACUGUUAUCCAUUUUGUUAUUUAUGAAAGUAUUAAGCAAAAACUACUGGAAUAUAAGAUUGCUUCUACGAUGGAAAAUGAGGAAGAGUCUGUAAAAGAAGCAUCAGAUUUUGUGGGAAUGAUGCUAGCCGCUGCCACCUCAAAAACGUGUGCCACAACUAUAGCGUAUCCACAUGAAGUUGUAAGAACAAGACUGCGUGAGGAGGGAACAAAAUAUAGAUCCUUUUUUCAGACACUGUCUUUGCUUGUUCAAGAAGAAGGCUAUGGGUCUCUUUACCGUGGUCUGACAACUCAUCUGGUGAGACAGAUUCCAAACACAGCCAUUAUGAUGGCCACCUAUGAAUUAGUGGUCUACCUGCUCAACGGAUAGCACCACCAGGCUGCUGUACUAUAAAGAGGGAAGACCAAAAGAUACAGUGGACCAUGGAGUACCGAAGCCAGCUUGGUGGACAGAAGGAAAAUAGUGUGGGAACACGGAACUAUACCUAAGUGGAAGUUUGGUUGUAGGAAUUAAAGUAAUCAUAACCACAUUACUUAGUCUUUUUAGUAAUGUGAAAAAAACCCUUGGCUGCCUCCAAGAGAAAGCCUUUAGAAGCGCUCCUUCUUCAAAAUUGCCAUUUUCUCUUCCAUGUCCACAGGACACAGUUGGCAUUUUGUUGAGUUAUGGCAAUCAGAGUAUAGUGUUUAUUCCAUGAGCACUUUUCCAGUCUUCUAGACAGAGCCGUCUGUAACUAUAUACUAUACUAUAACUAUCCAAAGAUAGUAUUGACAGUCAUAAAUUUCUGACUUCUGCAUAAUUCCUAUAAAAUUGAAAAAUAACAAUGAUAGUAGUAUUUUCACAUUUCCUUGAGAGGAUCUGGCACUACAUUUUAAAGUUAAUCAUUUGGCAUUAGUAUUCACUGUUUUUGACGACAAAUGAAGUAGUGUCUAAACGUGUUUAUUUUUAGCUUUAAAAUGUUUUGGUUUCCACUGCUCACAGGUGCUUUAUGUGAACGCUUAAAUUGUUUGUUAAUGUAUCAACUCAAAUGGUAAUAGUUUGGGACACAAUAAACCGGCAAAAUGUUGA
Messenger RNA from Mesoplodon densirostris (Blainville's beaked whale), 1873 nucleotides. It is a transcript of the gene SLC25A36, whose product is annotated as solute carrier family 25 member 36. Bases 242 to 1177 code for a protein of 311 amino acids. NCBI's taxonomy places the organism in Eukaryota, Metazoa, Chordata, Mammalia, Artiodactyla, Ziphiidae. The transcript is spliced from 7 exons. Gene Ontology annotation, cellular component: mitochondrion. The record is from RefSeq and is a predicted model, not a curated record. Gene Ontology annotation, biological process: pyrimidine nucleotide import into mitochondrion. Gene Ontology annotation, molecular function: pyrimidine nucleotide transmembrane transporter activity.